Molecule: messenger RNA, 1179 nt
Organism: Oryza brachyantha (malo sina)
Lineage: Eukaryota; Viridiplantae; Streptophyta; Magnoliopsida; Poales; Poaceae
Product: proteasome subunit alpha type-3-like
Exons: 11
Coding region: 153-902 (249 amino acids)
Biological process (GO): ubiquitin-dependent protein catabolic process
Cellular component (GO): nucleus; proteasome core complex, alpha-subunit complex; proteasome core complex
Source: RefSeq, a predicted model, not a curated record
AAACACACAAACACUUCCCUCACCUUCUUGCGCCACAAGGCGAAGCCGGAAAUCCCCGACGAGACGGCCGCGCCCGCCGCCGGCGACGUCGCCUCGCCGGUAUCAGAGAAAACAUCUGUUAAAAACAGCUAGGAGGUUGAAACAACUUCACAAUGAGUAGCAUUGGGACUGGUUAUGAUCUCUCUGUCACCACCUUCUCCCCAGAUGGCCGUGUUUUCCAGGUUGAGUAUGCUGGAAAGGCCGUCGACAACAGCGGGACUGUUGUUGGUAUCAAAUGCAAAGAUGGGAUUGUCCUUGGUGUGGAGAAGCUGGUGACAUCGAAGAUGAUAUUGAAGGGAUCGAAUCGGAGACUCCACUCUGUACACCGACACUCUGGCUUGGCUGUUGCUGGUUUAGCAGCAGACGGUAGGCAGAUAGUCUCUAGAGCAAAGUCAGAGGCAGCCAGUUAUGAAAAGGUGUAUGGAGAACCCAUGCCUGUAAAGGAAUUGGCUGAUCGUGUAGCUAGCUAUGUACAUUUAUGUACCCUCUACUGGUGGCUCAGGCCUUUUGGCUGUGGAGUUAUUCUUGGAGGUUAUGAUAGGGAUGGUCCACAACUCUACAUGAUCGAACCUUCAGGGCUCUCUUAUAAAUACUUCGGUGCUGCACUAGGGAAAGGAAGACAGGCUGCAAAAACGGAGAUAGAGAAGCUGAAGCUCUCUGAGCUAACAUGCAGGGAAGGCAUUGUUGAGGUUGCAAAGAUAAUCUAUGGAGUACAUGACGAAGCGAAAGACAAGGACUUUGAACUGGAGCUGAGCUGGGUAUGUGAUGAAUCAAACCGCCAGCACGAGAAGGUUCCAGACGACCUCGUGGAGCAGGCGAAGGCAGCCGCCCAGGCAGCGCUGGAGGAGAUGGACGCAGACUAGCAACCGUAGAUCAUCACCAAUUCACCAUUGCUCUAGAAUCAUAUCUACAUUAUUUGAUGCUAGAACGAUUAUCUAUACCAUAUGGCAACAUUGCGUAGUAGACUCCGGCAGCUCGUCAGUUUCAUUUCGACGAGAAAGCACCUUAAGAAGAAAAUGUUGUACUAUACAGCUCGAUCGCUGUCGCAUAUUGUUUGCUCCUGAUUUCUGACAAACCACAAGCUCGCUGUUUGCUCAACCGUUGAAACUUGAUAUAGAUGAUUAGAUGAUUACCACCGUU